Molecule: messenger RNA, 5054 nt
Organism: Alternaria rosae
Lineage: Eukaryota; Fungi; Ascomycota; Dothideomycetes; Pleosporales; Pleosporaceae
Exons: 7
Coding region: 1-4986 (1661 amino acids)
Biological process (GO): carbohydrate metabolic process
Molecular function (GO): hydrolase activity, hydrolyzing O-glycosyl compounds; chitin binding
Source: RefSeq, a predicted model, not a curated record
AUGUGGCUCUCACCGUCCUCGGCUUCAGCCGGAGCGAUCGCCACGUCCCUCCUGCUGUUGUCUGCGGCGGCGGCAACACGCGUAGAUGGCGGCUCCAACAAACUGAAUGAAUACCUUGCCGUACACCCUGUACCUAUCAAGGCGGCGGCCGCCGUUCCUGCAUCCGGCAGCACCAAGGCCAACGCACUUGCCCCGGAACUCAUCACGGCGGUGCUCAGUGAGUGUCCAUCAGGAUGUGUAGACGCCGGCUCGACCAGCAGCAACUGGACUGUCUAUCCCCGUCUGGGCCGAUUAGCCAUGUGCAACCAGACCAUGCUGCUCGACUUCUCCCUUCACACGUCACUGCGCAAGGACGAGACGGUUCGCGCCUGUACUGGCGAUUCCACAGCCAUAGCCGGCCACACGACCAAGGACGCCUCUUGCCUGCCCAGCGGCAGCGUGACGCAGGCCCGCGAGUCGCUGCAGCUGGCCUUUAACAAGACGGCCACGCAAGCUACAGGCGGAGAUCUUGCGGCCGCAGCGCAGCAACUCGCCGCUGCUUGGUCGCAGCGCAACAGCUCGGCGUGCACCGACACAACUGCCUUUGCUUACUCCAACACGGCUGCCUUCGGUCUCUUCGCCGGCGCUGGAGUCGGUGAUGUCCCAUCCGUUGUGCUGCAGGAAUUUCUCGCAAAGAUCAAGACGCCCGACUUCUCCGGCAGCGCCGUGGUGCAGCUGUGUGCCAAGGACGGUCGCAGCUCCAAAUACAGCUUCGGCAUUGUCGCGAGUGGAGGAGGCGACGUGCGCGUGGUUCAGGAUGCCGUCGCCGCGUGGGCGUCGGCUGAGUGCCUUAUUACUUACGACGCCGCCGAAGACUGGCGUGAUAUCACGUUGUCUGUGCCGAGUCUGUUGAGCAACGGCACGGCGGGCAAUGUCACGACUACUCCUUCCCGCAACAGCACAGUUCCUCUCAAGAAAGUCAACAAAAGGGCCCAGUGUUCGACCAGGCAGGUUGUCUCAGGCGAUUCCUGUGGAUCCCUUGCAGCUGAGUGCGGUAUCUCCGGCGCCAACUUCGACAAAUACAACCCUGGCGAGGGCUUCUGCUCCAAGUUGACGCCUGGUCAGCACGUCUGCUGUUCCGCCGGCACGUUGCCUGACUUCCGCCCGAAGCCCAACGCCGACGGCACCUGCGCCUCGCACUACGUGGAAAAGGAGGAGAACUGCGCGGCCCUGGGUGCCGCAAACAGCCUCACCAAUGCGGAGAUUGAGAGCUUCAACAAGAAGACGUGGGCUUGGGAUGGCUGCAACAAUCUGCAAGCGUACCAGUACAUCUGCCUGAGCACGGGCGAUCCCCCAAUGCCGGCGCCCAUUGCGAACGCCAUCUGUGGGCCCCAGAAGCCAGGCUCGCAACAGCCAGCAUCAGGUGUGUCGCUGGACAGCCUGAAUCCGUGUCCGCUCAAUGCCUGCUGUAACAAAUUCGGCCAAUGCGGCAUCAACCAAGACUUCUGCACCAAAUCCAAGUCGGCCACGGGCGCCCCGGGCACCUCAGCCCCUGGCACCAACGGCUGCAUCUCCAACUGUGGCAUGGACGUCGUCGUCGGCAGUGCGCCCGCCGCGUCCGUCAGCAUUGGCUACUUCGAGGCCUUCAACCGCAACCGGCCCUGUCUGAACAUGGUCAUCACCGCCAUGGACCUGACCCCUUACACGCACGUCCACCUGUCAUUUGGCGAAGUCACCAGAAGCUGGGAUGUCGACGUUAGCGGUAUCCAGGAGCAGUGGGAGUUGUUCCUGGAACAGGCGGGCUUCAACAAGAUCUUGUCACUAGGCGGCUGGGCCUUCUCCACCGAGCCGGGAACGUAUUCCAUCUUCCGCGACGCGGUUGCGCCCGGCAACCAGGAUACCUUUGUUGCCAACAUCGUGUCAUUCGUAACUAAGUAUGACCUGGAUGGCAUUGACAUCGAUUGGGAGUACCCUAAUGCUCCCGAUAUCCCGGGCAUUCCAGCUGGCACCGAAGCCGAUGCUACGAACUACCUCAGCUUCCUCAAAAAGCUGCGGGCCGCGAUGCCGUCUGGCAAGACUGUCUCGUUCUGCGCGCCGGCGUCCUACUGGUAUCUGCGCGGCUACCCCAUCAGUGAGAUGGCCGAAGUGGCUGACUACAUUGUCUACAUGACCUACGACCUCCACGGCCAGUGGGAUUACGCGAACAAGUUCGCCAUCGACGGCUGUCCAGAGGGCAACUGCCUGCGCUCACAGGUCAACAUCACCGAGACGCUCCAGUCGCUGGCCAUGAUCACCAAGGCCGGCGUGCCAUCCAACAAGCUUGCUGUUGGCGUCGCCAGCUACGGCCGCUCGUUCGAGAUGACGACGGAGGGCUGCACCGGGCCCAUGUGCACCUACACCGGCGGCCCAUCUGGUGCCUAUCCCGGGCCAUGCACAGGCACCGCGGGCUACAUCUCCAAUGCCGAGAUCAGAGCCAUCGCGGACGGCACUGGCAGUUGGCAGGACUCGACGGGCGCUGUGCAUCACGUCAACUCGUACUCAUCGUACUUUGAUCAAGACAGCCAGUCGGACGUCGUCGUGUAUGAAGGCACUCAAUGGGUCGGCUACAUGAACGACGACACCAAGCAGGACCGCACAGAGCUCUACAAGUCUCUGAACAUGGCCGGCGUGAUCGACUGGGCCGUCGAUCUGAACGGAUACGAGGGCGCCCCCAUCUCGCCUGGCGCUGCCGCCAACAUCGUCUAUCCCCCACAGAGCAUUUGGGACUCAUCUGACCCGCUGGCGGCCUGCAAGCCUCCCUGCGUCGUCGUCCUGCCGCCAUACCCGCUGACUGGCGCCCACACGGUGACCUCGUGGCCCGCCCUGACCACCACGCUGCUGUCCUCUAACGCAGCGGACGGCCAUGUCUAUGUCAAGACGACGACAAUCCCCGUGCCGAGCUUCGCUAUCAGCGAGGUCAAUCUGCAGCCCCUGACGCUGUAUGCAACCGACACGGACCAGUACACCAUCAACCCAAUGCAGAGCAUCAUGCCUCCUUCCUUCCUCUGGACACUGCCUCCAAACUAUGCCACCUUCCCCGCCACAAAGCCCACUCCCGCGGCGUCCAUUCCCGCCAUGUCCACGGGUAACGGCGUACCUAUGACCACGAACAGCGCCGUGGCGACGUCUUCGGACAGCGGCGUUCCUUUGGCCAUCAUCUCUCUGGUCACCUUCUUCCCGACCUCUGUUGCCGUCACCAUUCAACCCCAGCCCACGUUCUCGGUCGAGUACCCCAAGCCGCCCGUCCCAGGGGGUCCUCUUACCCUCAAAUCCACCAGUACCACGAACCCCAGCAGCACGAAGACCGGUACCUCGCCGACCAGCACCUCGGACCCCGACUCCGACUCGGGAUCGGACAGGCGUGGUACACGCGACUGCAGCACCUUUGGCUGCCCCGGUGGCAGAGGCACCGAUGUUGACGGCGGUGGCGGCGGCGGCGGUGGGUGCGGCAAGUUCAGCUGCGACGGUGGGUGUGGCAUCUUUGGCUGCGGUGGCGGGUGCGGUGUCACAGGCUGCAUACCGAGCUGCCCGCUGGGCUCAUGUGGUGGUUUGGGCUGUCUCCUUCCCGGCGGCUGUGGAAAUACCCAGGGCUCUAAUGGCGGCGAUAGCAGCAACGAGUGCGAGACCAAGGUGACGGUGUCGGCGUGCACGUAUCUGGUGACGAGUUAUAGCGCGUGGUAUCUGGCUUCCUCGACGACCACCACGGAAACUGACUGCGCGACCAAGACGGCUUGCAACGGACUGGAUACCUCGUUUACGACGACGCCUGGCGUUCCAGAGUGCACGCUCGAUCCGGAUGUCGCGAGGGCAAUGGAUGCUGAGGCGGCAGACGACAAGACGCGGAUUGAUGGGACUGAUAUACCAAAGGAGUACUGGCCGACAAACCCAGCGGGGUAUGAUGGAUCCAAGUUCACCCUUACGCAGUUUGGGCUGUCAGAGACAAUCACGGUUGUGAAGACCACCACAACGACCUCCCACUCCACUACUACCAAGACGGUUGAGGUGCCGAAAGUAGCAAGCGCGAAGUGUGAUUACAGUUAUGAAGGAUUGUUCUUGAUGUUCAGAGUCUACAAGAUGGACGGCUGGGCCAACGAUGGCGGCGACAGCCUGAAAAAAGAGGAAAAAGGCUGCGGUGCUCUGACAGGCUGGGACUUCGUUGAAUCAAGAACAGACUGGGGAACGUGGGCCUACUUCCAGCUCCCCGUCCUUAUGAAAGCCGGAUGCGUGGAGCGCGCCAUCGUCUCGGCCGGCGGGCCCAAGUUGUCCUGUAAAGACAUGGGCGACGACGAAUGGGCGAAAGACAGUCCUCGCCGGCGCGACACAGCGCCCAACACGUUGCCGAGCGACAACUCGGACAGAACGCCCAAUUUCUUGCCGACCAACAGCACGGACAAGGGGGACACGACCAACCCGUACGCGCCCAUGGUUUGGGGCGACGGUGACACGGUGACGCUCACGGCGACCAUCGAUGUGCUCGGGACGUCGACGUAUACGACUGAGAUUUACAUUGCCACGUUGGUAGAGCCAGUGUCAAGCACAGAGACGAAGUCCUUGACCACAGAGACGAGAUCCCUCAUCACAGGGACCACGACAUCAGCAUCUACAAGAACAGCAACCACGACGACUGCAAGCACAGCCCCCACAUCCACAGGCACAGUCUCACCCGACGGCAUUUGCGGCGGCGCAGACGGCUUCAUUUGCCUUGGAAGUGGAUUUGGCGAUUGCUGCUCCGCAUACGGCUACUGCGGUUCUUCGAGCGAUUUCUGUGGUACGGGAUGCCAGAGCGCGUUUGGCAUAUGUGAGCAAGGAGCCAGCAACAAGGUUUCACCCGAUGGCUUAUGUGGUGGAGCCAACGAGUACGUGUGUGCUGGAAGUGGGUUUGGCGAUUGCUGCUCUGCAUACGGAUACUGCGGUUCUUCGAGCGACUUCUGUGGUACGGGUUGCCAGGGUGAGUUUGGGACUUGUUAAAUGCUGGGAUUGGGUGUGGGGGAGAGGGUAACAGCCCCUUAGGAGGUCCUGAAGAAAAGACUUACGAC